Fusarium coffeatum is the source of this 1437-nucleotide messenger RNA. RefSeq lists its product as uncharacterized. Bases 1 to 1437 code for a protein of 478 amino acids. The record is from RefSeq and is a predicted model, not a curated record. NCBI's taxonomy places the organism in Eukaryota, Fungi, Ascomycota, Sordariomycetes, Hypocreales, Nectriaceae. The transcript has a single exon.
AUGCCUCGAGUGACCCGGCGCACACAGGCUGCGCCUGCUAUCGGCCAGUCUAUCGCGAGCUUUACUCGUGUAUCAAAAAUUCAUACUCCUACCGAUACUACCAAGAAAGCCAUCGUUGAAACCCAGUCAUCAACCACCAGAAAACGCAAAGCAGCCACAGACGAACAAGAUGCGCACCCGAGGACGAAACCUCGAACCGCUUCAUUCGCUCCUAGUAGCGAAGAUGAGCUUUCUACCCCAGCCAAAUACUCUUUCCGACGCCAGGAGCCAGUCAUUACCCCAUCCAUAAAAGCAACGCCAGUGUCAAAGGGCAAACGAGCAGCCAAGACAACUCCCUCAAGGACCAAAACUGCCCAUAAGCCCGUUGUCUCGACACCUCUCUCUGAAAACAAACGACAAGGAAAGACGGUGCAGACUAAGCUUGAUGGUGUAUUCAAGAAGCUAAGCAAACCCACGACGGACAAGGAUGCUCUACCUGCCCAUCUCGCUGAGCUCGUCGAUAUACACAGAGCAUUCGUCAAGACAAUCAUGAUUCAACUUGCCCACAACGGAAACAAUUCUCCAAUCGACAUACGCACCCUUGCUCCUCAUAUCUCACAGUCUUGGGGUAAACGCCAGGUCACCAUUGAGGAUAUUCGUCGAUGUAUUGCGAUUGAAAGCUCGACCAAGCACAACACUCACUCACCAUUCAUGAUUGCAGAUUAUGGCCGAGGGAAGAUUUGUAUCGAACGUUCUUCCGCUGGGAUGGCGCCAAUCAACGAAGAGCGGUUACUAAAGGAGUUUGAGAUCAACUUGCGAUCGUUGGGCACUGAACGUUCUGCUGACGAUAUGGAUGUUGACCUCCCACUUGACAAUCUUUCAUUGAAUGAACUCCCCAAGGUGGACAUCAAGAAUAUGGGCAACGGGAUCAAAGCAAACCCCAUCCUCAGCAAAGGACAACACGCGCUCUCAGAGCUCAAGAGUGGCAUCGCGAACAAGCAGCAUGACAAAGAGGUCAAGAAAAACGUCGUCUCCAACAACCCUCUCCUCAACCCCGAUGGAACCAAGAUGAGCCUUCUUGACCGGCUCCGACUCAAACAAUUGGCCAAAGCCAAUGAGCCACUCCCUCCCUCAGGUCCCGAGCUUCAGCGUCGCGCAGCUCUCAACCGCGUGGGCGAUAUUGCAGCAACUAUUUCCAUGUUAACUCUGUCAAAUCCUAUGUCUCUACCACGACAGGCCUUCACGAUGGCGGUCAUUCUCGAGAAGCUCAAGGAUUCUCUUCGGAUGCCAGUAUCAAAGGAGGAGGGCGCAGCUUGUGUGCGCUUGAUUGCGAGUGAGGUCGCCCCAGAGUGGCUGCGUAUCGUUACUAUAGGGGGCAGGGAAAAUGUGGUCGUUCAACGCAACAACCAACCUGUUGAUCGGAUACUACAGGAUCGUGUACAGAAGCUGUUGGGUUAA